This is a messenger RNA of Quercus robur (English oak), 3133 nucleotides long. Its product is annotated as protein-tyrosine-phosphatase MKP1. Gene Ontology annotation, molecular function: actin filament binding; protein tyrosine/serine/threonine phosphatase activity. The transcript is spliced from 4 exons. The record is from RefSeq and is a predicted model, not a curated record. The coding region runs from base 343 to 2808 and encodes 821 amino acids. Gene Ontology annotation, biological process: protein dephosphorylation. Lineage: Eukaryota; Viridiplantae; Streptophyta; Magnoliopsida; Fagales; Fagaceae.
UUAUUUUUUCUUUUUGAGAAGAAAUUUAACCAUACCUAUCUUCCUCUCAGUUUUGCCUCAAAGUCCUUUUCCCUCUCACUUUUCUCUCUCUCUCUAAAAACAUCCUCUCUCUCUCUCUCUCUACUCUCAUGGCUCCCUCUACAUAUCUCACUCUUUUGCAUCUUAUGCUUGAUCUGAUAUGGGUUUAGUUCCUGGCAUUUUGGGUUAAGUGUUAACCACUCCACCAUGCUUCACUUACUGAGGAUUAGGUUUUUAAGUAUUAGGGUUUAAUUCCAGAUUUCUGGGUUUGCUUUCAGUUUCUUGAGUUUGGGAUAGGAAAAUUUUCAAGUGGGUUAACUGGGUAUGGUGGGUAAAGAGGAUGCCACGAGUAAUUCUCGGGUUCCAUGCCAAUUGGCUGGUAACCGGAGAAUGUUUAUGCGGUCAGCUUCGUGGUCCUCUUCCCGUCUCCCCUCUCAAAACCCGGAUUCCGAAGAAAAAGAAUGUGGGGAUCCUAAUGGGAAUGUAGGAAACAGUAAUGGGCAAAAUCGUAGGUUUCCUGCCCCAUUAACCCCGCGGUCACAACAUAAUUCUAAGGCUCGGUCUUGUUUACCACCCUUACAGCCAUUGGCUAUUGCUCGCCGGAGCUUGGAUGAGUGGCCGAAGGCAGGUUCGGAUGAUAUUGGUGAGUGGCCGGGACCACCCACUCCGAGUGGGAGAGGGAAUGGGGAGAGAUUGAAGCUUGAUUUAUCGUCAAUUCAGAGAAACCCGGAUAAGAAUGGUGGGCUUGUGAAGAGGGAUAAGAUUGCUUUCUUUGAUAAGGAGUGCUCGAAGGUGGCCGAACAUAUAUAUCUUGGUGGAGAUGCGGUUGCGAAAGAUAGGAAUAUACUAAAACAGCAUGGGAUUACUCACGUUUUGAAUUGUGUAGGUUUUGUUUGUCCUGAGUAUUUCAAAGCUGAUUUUGUGUACAGAACUUUGUGGUUGCAGGAUAGUCCGUCUGAGGAUAUAACUAGUAUUUUGUAUGAUGUUUUUGACUACUUUGAAGAUGUUAGAGAACAGCGUGGAAGGGUAUUUGUUCAUUGUUGCCAAGGGGUUUCUAGGUCUACAUCCUUGGUGAUUGCGUAUCUUAUGUGGAGAGAAGGGCAGAGCUUUGAGGAUGCUUUUCAGUAUGUCAAGGCAGCGAGGGGCAUUGCUGAUCCAAAUAUGGGUUUUGCUUGCCAGUUGUUACAGUGCCAAAAAAGGGUUCAUGCAUUUCCUCUUAGCCCAAGUUCUUUGUUGAGGAUGUAUAUAAUUGCCCCACACUCGCCAUAUGAUCCUUUGCAUCUUGUCCCGAAAAUGUUGAAUGACCCUUCUCCAUCUGCUCUGGAUUCUAGGGGUGCAUUUAUUGUUCAUCUACCAUCUGCGAUAUAUGUUUGGAUUGGCAAGAACUGUGAGGCCAUCAUGGAAAAGGAUGCAAGAAGUGCUGUUUGUCAGAUUGUCCGGUAUGAGAGAGUGCAAGGGCCAGUGAGGAUGAUCAAGGAAGGCGAAGAACCGGCUCAUUUCUGGGAUGCAUUUUCACACCUCUUACCCUUGAUGGAUAAACCCAGCAAUGGUGUAGAGGUUGGGGAAUCUACGGUCAAGAUUAGCAUAGGUGACCGGAAAGUGGACUCAUAUAAUGUUGAUUAUGAGAUUUUCAAAAAAGCUAUUAUGGGGGGUUUUGUGCCUCCGUUUGCAUCAUCUGAGAAUGAACAUGAAACCCACCUUCCUGCUAGAGAAAACAGUUGGAGUGCUCUGAGGCGCAAGUUUGCAUCUGGCGAUAUGAAGGAGUUUGUGUCUGCUCCCAAAAUAUCCCUCUCCAGGGUCUACUCAGAAUCUAGGAUGAUAGGACAUUCAUCUACAAAUUUAUCAUCACCUUCAUCAUCUUUGUCAUCAUUGACUUCGUCAUCAUCAUCUUCUUCUUCACCUCCUUUUCUCUCUCCAGAUUCUGUCUCUUCUGAUUCAAGCACCAGUUCAAAGUAUUUUUCAGAAUCCUCUCUAGAUUCUCCUUCUGCAGCUUCAUGUUCUCUUCCGGUAUCUUCUACUUUGUCUAACUUUUCUAAUUUGUCUCUCUUGUCCAAAACUUCUAAUAGUCCAGAAAUUGUUGGUGUUAAUUCUGCUUCACAGCCAUGUUCCAAAUCAACUUCUUCCCCAUCUAAAAUGUUUUCACCUUCCCUUGCAGAGCGCAGGGGUAGCUUAUCAAAAUCUCUAAAAUUGCCAUUGAUGGCUGACAAUAUGAGGGUGGCAUAUGCUCCCUUAAGUCAUCUUUCUGGUCAAGAUGAUGGUAUUUGGACACACAACAAUAAUUCUUCCCCAUGUGAACCGGAUAGUAUAGGAGAUAUCUUAGAGUCCAAGGAUGCAGUUAAAAUUAGGGAGGGAGAUUUAACUGGGUUGUGGAGAAUGCAUCCUUUGGGACAAGGCCUAGGCUCUGCUGUCUCAAAUGGGAUGGUGGAAAGUGACUCGGCAUUCAGUAAUCUUAUGAAACCUUUAGUAUGUCGGUGGCCCAGAUUAGAAAAGAUUGCAACAUUUGGUGCAGGUGACAUGAAUUCUAAAGAUGCUUUCGCUAUUUACUCUCCAGGUUUAGGCAAAAAUGAGAAAAGAAUAUUAUAUUUUUGGGUAGGAAGGUCUUUUGAUCCUGAUGAAAUCCAAAUUCGAUUAGAUAGUGAAAGAGACUUAGAUGAUCUAAAAGAGCUUGACUGGAAUCAAGUUGCCCGUGAUGCUCUUACCCAAAUGGGUCUUCCAAAAGACACUGCUGUUGAGAUUGUUAAAGAAGAUGAAGAGCCAAUAGAGUUUCUUGCAUUGUUGAGGUUGUUGUAGUGAAAAUUUGAAGAGAUUCUGCAAUCCAAUGGCUUAAAGCUUUUUUUAUUUGUUUGGUUUGCUCAAUUGCACUGCAACUUUCUCAGGCAUCAAGAUGAGAUUCUCCUGAAAAAGCCCAGUGAGGAGGCUGCUUUUAACGUUCUGUGGCACUUCUCACUUGGUUGUACAGCGCUAUUACACCCUCAUUUUCAUGUAACACUCAUUUUCUUGCUUAAUUAGCUCCGCCUCUUAAUCUGAAUUUUCUUGUAUAUUCACUGUUAGAAACGAUCCAAAGGCCUUAGCAAACAGAAUAGAUACAUUGAUAAAAUUUUUUUUGGCUGGUUAA